AUCAAAUUUUAUUUUUGGCGUUUAAAGGCAGUUUUAAAAUAUAGUUUAAUUUCUUCAUAGUUAUAUUGCGAAAACUAUAAAUUUGACAUAAUUAAUCUUCAUACUUAAGAUAUAAGAUUUAAAUAGUGUUCUUGGAUUUAUAAUUAAUGUCCUCAUACCUCCCUCUUGUCCUGAUUUUUAUUAUAUAAAAAUGUAAUAAGCAACUAGCUUCAGAUUGUAUUGUGUGUAAUAUUUUUGAACUCUACUUUCUAUCUACAGUUUACAAUAUGGAAUAUGAAAAACAUAUUAAAAAACUUGUAUUAGGAUAUUUGAAAACUGAGUGUAAGGCUUCCUAUAAAAUUUUUCUAAAAAUUCAUUUCCCACAUGAAAGGAAACAUGUACCUACUAGAGUUGCUGGGCAAACUUUAGAAGAUAUCUUGAGGAUGUUUUCAAAGAUACAGGAUAUUGUACAAGGGCACCUGGAAGAAACCGACUAUUAUAAAGAGCAGCCAGCAGAACUCUGGUCGCCAACUCACUUAGAAGAGCAAUUGCUCUAUUUACUUGAAAGGAAAAGAUCUUCUACACCCACUACAUCUGUUCUCGACAGAUCAUCAAGAUCAACAUCAAUAUCAUCAAAUCACGAUCCGGGCGAAUUAACUCCGGUUAAUAAUGUUGAAGCGACUCCUGAACAUGCCUUACCAGGCAAUUGCAAUGAAGCGAUUCAUAGAAUGGCAACAGAUAGAAAGAGUAUUAAGAAUCCCUAUUUUGAUGAGAUGGAUGUAUCAAUGAAGCUUCUUUAUGAUAAAUCAUUUUCACACAACCUGGCAAGAAAUAUCAAUAAACAGUUAACUCCACCGGAAACAGCUUGUACUUUAUCUAAGUGUAACCAUGGUAAUGAUAAAACUUGUCUAAAUGUAAAUGAGGAAACUAUAAGAAAUGUUAUUAAUAGAACUGAAAGUGAUCCAGCUAUAAAUCAGUUAUUGGAUGAUAUUGUAGCUGACACCUUAGAAAAGGUUAUAUUAACUGGAGCAGAAAAUUCGCUAUUUAGCAACUCAAAACAAAGCCUAAACCACCGAACCUAUGUAGAUGACCAAAUAAACGGAGCAGUAUCCUCCAUCUUAGCAAUAUCUCAAGAAGCUUCGACAUCUGCUAACCAAGCAGGUUCUACAUCUACCGAUCAAGAAGCGUCAAUCGGUAAAAAACCUGAAGUGACAACUGAUACAGCUCUACCAACCCAAACUAGCGUCAAUGUGGACAGUCAGCCAAGUAUACCCGUACAAAAGGAAAGUGUCAAACCUGCAACAUCAGAAAUUCAAACUCCAAAAACUUGUCUUCUUACUGUGGAUACACAACAAUUAACGUGUCAAACACCGUCGAGAGUUUAUACAAUACCCCCUAGGGCUUUAACUACACCUGGUUGUCAACAACAAUAUGUAGUUAUAAAUCAACCAAUAAAUGUUCCACAAAGCAGUCAAAUGAUGCAGUUGGUACCUAAACCUGUAGUAAUUGAUUCAGUGCGGAAGGUUUUUCCUAAAGUUAAUACCGGGCUUACAGAAGAAGAAAUUAUGAGUAUGCCGACUCUUAUAUUAAACGAAAAGAACGAAGUUACUUAUGCCGAUAUAAAUGGAAUUCAGCUCAACACCCCGUUUAAGUUAAACGAGGUACAAAAUCUUCAAGAAUAUUUUAAAGCCUUUGGAUCAUCCGAACAAAGUCCAUUAAUAAAGAAAACCACACAAAAAAAACCCAGUGCAAUUAAGCCAACUCCUACAAUUAAGGUUGAGAUUUACAAACAUGAUGAACCGCGUCCUAAAUCACCGAAAGAUCCGCCAACAGAAGCACCCUCUAGCGAACUGCCAAAUUUAAGUGAGACAUUAGAUUCCGAGGUUCCUGUCGUAAAUAUUUCAGAUGUGCCACAGGUUGUUACAAGAGACACUCCAGAUGAGAGUAAAACCAAGUCCAAUGAUAAAGGAUUUUUAAAAGGUUCGAGAUCGGUACAUACACCCUCACCCUUAGUUACUACUAAAAGAAAACCCACUCCUAAAAGUAGUUCGCACGUGAGAAAUUUGACUUUUCCGUCCCCGGUACGAAAAACUCCGAGGACUGAGAGCCUCCAGUCACCUUCAAAACUAAAUAAACAGAAAGCCGCUAAAGAUUUAUUUAACGAAGAUCCAAAGCAAACAGUAGUGGAUAAACCAACAACUAAGACAUCACCUAAAAAAUCUGGUUCGCCGUCUAAAGCAAAACAAAAAGCGGUACAACUUGACGUCAAAAAAGUUGUCAAAAAACCGCCUGUAGCUAAAAAAGCUAUCGCAACCACCAACACAACAGAAGUUUCUAACUCCUGGGAUGCCUCUCUAAGGAAAAAUUUGCCUAAAGAGGAGGAGCAUAAAACUCCAGCAAGAAGAACUUCAUCCAGGAGGCGUACCAGAAAGUCAUCUGAGGUGGACACAUCGGAUCCGGACGGAAAAAAGUUGGAGGAGGCCCUAAAAACGCCCGGAAAAGCUAAAACAGCGAAUCCAAAGAAGCCUAAAGUUGAAAAGGUUAAAGCUGACAAAAAGAUCAUCGAAAAACCAGAAGUGUUAUCUAAACCAGACAACAAAACAGUUUUAUCCCCUUCAAAGUUGUAUAAUACGACAAGCAAAAGAAAAAUGGAGUUCGAUGGUGUUACACCACAUAACCCUAAAAUAGUAACCCAACAACCUACAAUGAAUGCCAGGAAAAAUAUUUCUAGUCUUUUGGAAACACCUCUGAAGGAAGAUCCUCCAACAAAUGAAAUCAGGGAACCAGAACCAACUGACUCGCCGUUUACUCCCAUGUUAAAAGCAAAUCUUCAAGACUUGGUUGUAGGAGAUAGUUUCACUAUAGCAACCCCGAACUUUCCAGUAACUCCCGGAUUGGCUUUAAUGGAAGGCAAUGCUAAUAAUGCAUAUUAUAUCGCAGCUGAUACAGGGCAUAAUAAAGCUGCUGAGGAAAUUAUCCGAUCGGAAGAAAGAAAGUCCAGUACUCGUAAAACUGAUGAUGACGAUUUAGAAAUCGGUAGAAGCCCCAAAGUUUAUAGCCGUCCAGAAAUGUUGCAUGCCUUUAACAAAAGCCGUGUGGGUAAAAAAGAUUUGGAUCUAAUAGAGAAGGAGGUGGCCGAUUUAUCCGAUAUCGAAGAGGGCAGUGAGAAAAGUUUCAGUUUAAGUGAUGGUGAGAGUAAUAAAACGGUCCUUCGAAAACAGCCUGCGUUAAAAGAAGUUAAGAGAAGCCAGAGACUUUCGGGGAAAAGUAUGAGUGUUUUGAAAGCUUACAUCUUGGAUGAUGUGGAUAAUAGUGUAAAGCUGAAUGAGUCAAUAAGCCAAGAAAACACAACCAAUACAUCUAGAGUAAAAACCGGAAGUAGUAGUGACAGCGAAGUAGUGUCAAGAGAAAUAUGUAAAAAAAGAAUCAGCAAUGAGAAUGAAAAGACAAGUGCUUCUGAUACAACUAAGGGAAGAAGUAGUUCAAAUCUCCCACCAGCUAAGGAAACGAAACCUCUUAGCAAGGAAAAUAUUAAAAAACAAGAUAAAGAAGCCGACAUUACUAUUUCAUCUAUUACAGCAGAAAAAGUGAAAGAAACCGUAUUGAGUGGGGUUCCUGAGAGUCAAACUGCCCUGCCUCUCCUCACCAGUGUCAAAGAGGAAAUGGAAGAAAAGCGAAAACGUAUAAUCGAGUUAGAGAAAAGCAAAUUUUGUAAAACGCCCAGUAGAAAAAAAAAUACAUCCGCAAAAAGACAAAUACCACAAACUUCAAAACGAAAACGCCGCGGCUCUAAGAUUGACGAGGAAUCCGACCUUUUGGAGAAAAUCGAUUCGCAAGAUGAGUUUUUCAUUAAAAGUGGAUCCAAUCUGCACAGAAAGGCUAAAGAGACUAGCAUUAUGGCCGAUAAAAAUAACAAAGAUGUGAAAGAACAAAAGGUGGAUGCUGGGGAAGAAACUCGAAAGUAUAAAAAUGCGGACGAGAAUUCUGAUGAGACAAAAAAAACUGAAGCUUCUGCACGCGACAAUCAAUCUUCGCCUACUCCGAGUGAUGACGACUUGUCUUUCUGGGACACAUCAUGUGCCAUGGAAGAACAACACCACAUAUUCGACAUUGCAUACGAUGAAUCAAAUCCCUCUACAAAGCGGUUCGAAGACUAUGAUUUAAGCUUCUUAAAAAAAAAGAUUAGUAAUGCUAUACCUCUUGAGGAAGGACAGGUCCAAAUCGUGACAACUCGGGUGACUGAGCAUUCAACUUUAUGGGAAAUACAUGGAGAUAUAGACAUUUGCAAAAAUGCGAGAAGAAAUAGUUCGUUUGAAGCAAGAGACUUACCACCUGAUAGUGAUAACGAGAACGCCAGUCCCAAAUUAGAGGAAAGUGCUGAACCAGGCUGUGCAAAAAAGAGAAAACAUCGCUCUGACAGCAGUAGCUCAACCUCUUCUGCGAAAAGGAUGAAAGGUACCCAAAUCCCUUUUUUGUCUUUAAAUGAUAAGAAUAUAAAGACAAUUUUGAACAAACUUCACGGUCCUACUGACAAGACUUAAGGUCUUAUUAGCCCUUUAUGUGCUUAAGGUACCUGACUGAGAAAAUUAUGUUUAAUUUAUAAAAUAAAUGAGUGUAAGAGUAAUUGUUUAGUGCCAAUAGUGUCGAUUCGCCAUAUUGUUAUUUGUAAUAAUUGUAUUUUUUGUUUUAAAGUUCAGAAAAGUUGUUGUUUGCCAAAAAUGUAUAUAGGUUAAGUUAGAGCAUAGGUUCUUAGGACACACUGUAUAUUUGUGCUUUAAAAUUAUUUACAUAUCUUCUUCAUAAGUAAAAUUAAAUUAAGCCUAAAGUAGGUCUAAAUUCAAAACUAUAGGAUAAUAAAUUGUUGAAAAGUAAGUUUCUAUUUAAUUCUACCCUUAAAUAUGUAAAGUGUAAUAACUUUAUCAAGCUAUUUUAUUAAGUUUAAACAUCACUUUUUUAUUUUUAAUGAUUUUAGCAAAACAUUUGCUUCGAUUUUUCCUCAAAUCAUAGCAAAUCUUUGUAUUAUGUUAAUACAUUUGUUUAUUUAAGUGA
This is a messenger RNA of Anthonomus grandis grandis, 5028 nucleotides long. Its product is annotated as nucleolar protein dao-5-like. The coding region runs from base 267 to 4520 and encodes 1417 amino acids. The record is from RefSeq and is a predicted model, not a curated record. NCBI's taxonomy places the organism in Eukaryota, Metazoa, Arthropoda, Insecta, Coleoptera, Curculionidae. The transcript has 14 exons.